Galeopterus variegatus (Sunda flying lemur) is the source of this 1768-nucleotide messenger RNA. It is a transcript of the gene SLC6A15, whose product is annotated as solute carrier family 6 (neutral amino acid transporter), member 15. The transcript is spliced from 9 exons. Gene Ontology annotation, molecular function: proline:sodium symporter activity. Lineage: Eukaryota; Metazoa; Chordata; Mammalia; Dermoptera; Cynocephalidae. The record is from RefSeq and is a predicted model, not a curated record. Gene Ontology annotation, cellular component: plasma membrane. Gene Ontology annotation, biological process: L-leucine transport; sodium ion transmembrane transport. The coding region runs from base 113 to 1768 and encodes 551 amino acids.
GUUUGAUAUCCUUCUCAGUCUUUACUUAAUAUUCAAUAACCUUUUUAUAAAAAAAGAAUUAACACUUUGUCAUAAGGGAGUAUUUUAAACAUAAUACUUCCUGUACUUUCCAAUGCCUAAAAAUAGCAAGGUGGUAAAAAGAGAAUUGGACGAUGAGGUUAUUGAGUCUGUCAAAGACCUUCUUUCGAAUGAAGACUCAGCUGAUGAUGCCUUUAAGAAGAGUGAACUAAUUGUUGAUGCCCAAGACAAAGAUACAGAUGUUGAAGAAGGAUCUGAAGUUGAAGAUGAAAGACCAGCCUGGAACAAUAAACUACAAUACAUCCUGGCUCAAGUUGGAUUUUCCGUAGGUUUAGGGAAUGUGUGGCGAUUCCCAUACUUAUGUCAGAAGAAUGGGGGUGGUGCAUAUCUUUUACCAUAUUUAAUACUACUUCUGGUAAUAGGUAUUCCCCUUUUUUUCCUGGAACUUUCUGUGGGUCAAAGAAUUCGGCGAGGCAGUAUUGGUGUAUGGAAUUACAUAAGCCCUAAGCUGGGCGGGAUUGGAUUUGCAAGUUGUGUAGUGUGCUAUUUUGUGGCCCUCUACUACAACGUCAUUAUUGGCUGGAGUUUGUUUUAUUUUUCUCAGUCUUUUCAGCAGCCUUUACCGUGGGAUCAGUGUCCUUUGGUGAAAAAUGCUUCACACACUUAUGUAGAGCCAGAAUGUGAAAAAAGUUCUGCCACCACCUAUUACUGGUACAGAGAAGCACUGAAUAUUUCCAGUUCCAUUUCUGAAAGUGGUGGCUUAAACUGGAAGAUGACUGUCUGUUUGCUGGCUGCUUGGGUCAUGGUUUGCUUGGCUAUGAUCAAAGGAAUUCAGUCUUCUGGAAAAAUUAUGUAUUUUAGUUCUCUGUUUCCAUAUGUGGUACUUAUAUGCUUCCUAAUCAGAGCAUUCCUUUUAAAUGGUUCGCUUGAUGGCAUCCGCCAUAUGUUUACCCCUAAGCUUGAAAUGAUGCUGGAGCCCAAGGUGUGGAGAGAAGCUGCUACCCAGGUGUUCUUUGCCUUAGGUCUGGGCUUUGGUGGUGUCAUUGCCUUUUCGAGCUACAACAAGAGAGACAACAACUGCCACUUUGAUGCUGUCUUGGUGUCCUUUAUCAAUUUUUUCACUUCUGUCCUGGCGACAUUGGUGGUAUUUGCAGUCCUAGGAUUCAAAGCAAAUGUCAUAAAUGAGAAAUGCAUUGCACAAAAUUCGGAGAUGAUCAUAAAAUUUUUGAAAAUGGGAAAUAUUAGUCAGGAUAUUAUUCCUCAUCAUAUCAACCUUUCAGCUGUCACUGCAGAAGAUUAUCAUUUAGUUUAUGACAUCAUUCAAAAAGUGAAAGAAGAAGAGUUUCCUGUUCUUCAUCUUAAUUCCUGUCAAGUUGAAGAUGAGCUAGAUAAAGCUGUUCAGGGGACUGGUUUAGCUUUUAUUGCCUUUACAGAAGCAAUGACACAUUUCCCUGCAUCUCCCUUCUGGUCAGUGAUGUUUUUCCUCAUGCUGAUAAACCUAGGGCUUGGCAGCAUGUUCGGAACCAUUGAAGGGAUCAUCACUCCUAUUGUGGACACUUUCAAAGUGAGGAAGGAGAUUCUUACUGUUAUAUGUUGUCUUCUGGCAUUUUCUAUUGGUCUGAUAUUUGUGCAGCGCUCUGGAAAUUACUUCGUUACCAUGUUUGACGAUUAUUCUGCUACACUGCCUCUGUUAAUUGUAGUCAUUUUGGAGAAUAUUGCUGUAUGCUUUGUUUAUGGCAUAGAUAAGUAA